Messenger RNA from Nematostella vectensis (starlet sea anemone), 2478 nucleotides. RefSeq names its product alkaline phosphatase. Gene Ontology annotation, biological process: dephosphorylation. NCBI's taxonomy places the organism in Eukaryota, Metazoa, Cnidaria, Anthozoa, Actiniaria, Edwardsiidae. Bases 135 to 1772 code for a protein of 545 amino acids. The transcript has 8 exons. Gene Ontology annotation, molecular function: alkaline phosphatase activity. The record is from RefSeq and is a predicted model, not a curated record.
CACUCAAGUGCGCAAAUGUUAACAUAACUUGUGAAGCGUAGCAGACAUGCGCACCCUAGCCUAACCCCGCCAGAAUCUACUCAGCAAAAGACCCCGCGUUGAAAGGGAGAACGGAUUUGCGAGCAGUAUACAGCAUGAUUCGUGUGGAUACCCUUUUAGUGUUCGCCUUUUGUUUGGUCGUUCUGACAGCUCUCUGUUCAGGUGAUGUACCUGCUUCGCAGUCCAACAACCAAUGGUUCAAAGAUGGCGUCUCGACCGUCAAGAAGCACCUCCUCCAACGCCCAAACACCAAGCCGGCUAAGAACCUAAUCAUCUUUGUCGGAGAUGGAUGCGAUAUCAAUACCAACACUGCUGGUCGGAUUCUGAAAGGACAGCUGAAAGGGCAGGUCGGUGAGAAGGGUUGGUUAAGCUACGAGGAGUUCCCGUAUACUGGAUUGUCGAAGACUUACACCACGAACCGCCAGGGGUCGGACUCGGCAGGAACUGCGAAUGCUAUGUUUACUGGUGUCAAGACGAGAUCAGCGAUGAUCGGCGUGAAUGAAGAAGUCGUGACCAAUAAAUGCGAGACACUCACCGAGGACCGUAAGGUCGACAGUAUACUGAAGCUCGCAGAGGAAGCCGGGAUGGCAACAGGAUUUAUUACCUCCAUGCGUCUAACACACGCGACACCCGCGAACUUGUACGCGCACUCCGCAAGCAGGUACUGGGAAAGCGACAAGGAAAUGGUAUCUAGAGGAUACGGCAAUACUUCAUGCAAGGAUAUGGCUCAACAGUUAGUUGACUUCCAAGGCUCAGUGGGUGAUGGUAUCGAGGUCGUGAUGGGCGGUGGUCGCCGAAGCUUUCUCCCGAACACUACACGUGAUCCUGAACACGUGAACAAGACAGGCGAGCGGUACGAUGGGCGUAACCUCAUCCAGGAGUGGCUCAACAAGAGGGAGGGGUCCGUCUACGCCUGGAACAAGACCCAAUUUGACGCAGUAGAUCCCAAAACUACCAAACAUUUUCUAGGUAUGUUUGAGAGCAGCCACAUGCAAUUCGCAAUCGACCGUGACGAGGAUGUAGGAGGAGAACCCUCCAUAGCUGAAAUGGUGGAGAAGGCUGUCUCCAUCCUUAAGAACAACGACAAUGGCAAGGGCUUCUUCCUCGCUGUUGAAGCUGGAUUGAUUGACAUCGGCCAUCAUAAUGGUAUCGCCCGCCAAGCCCUUAAUGAGGUCGUGAAUUUGGAAGAAGGUGUUGCAAAGGCGGUCGAAAUGACGGACAAAGAGGACACACUGAUUAUAUCAACCGCUGACCAUGGUCACGUGUUCACCUUGACUGGGUACCCGGAUAUAAAUAGCCCCAUAUUUGGACUAAUGAAGCAGGACGGUGAAGUGAAGCUUGCAUUGAAUGACAACAAGCCUUAUACCAUCCUGGGCUACAUGAACGGACCGGGGGCAGUCAAGGGGGUAAGGGCGAACCUCACAGGGGUGGACACGGGAGCUAAGGACUUCAAGCAGCAAGCGCUGUACAUUGGUUAUGAUUAUGACGAGGCUCAUGGAAGUCAGGAUGUUGGCAUAUACUCACGCGGACCGUGGGCUCAUCUAUUGACGGGCGUGGUCGAGCAGAAUGUCAUUUUCCACGUGAUGGACCACGCCCUGUGUCUGUCAAGCAGUAAACAGGGCACGUGCUCCAAGCCCGAGGCACGUGGGGGGCCUUCAGCAUCUGCUGCCAUGGUAACCGCACUAUUCGCCCCUCUUGUUGCCGCACUUGUCACGUGCUUAGUGCUUUACUAAUGCACCUACUGUUACCAGGAGAACGAGAUAUGGAAUAACUGGUUUGACUGGUUUGACUAUAUCUAACUAGAUAUAGUGUAGUAAUGUUACCAAAAGAAUGAGAUAUGAUAACUUGUUUUACAAUAUCUAAGUAGGCUGGGUGUAGAAGUAUUACCAGGAGAGAGAAAACGGUGUAAAGAGUUUUACUAUAUCUAAGCAGUAUAGUGUAGUAGUUUUACCAGGAAAACGAGAUAUAGCUGGUUUGACUGGUAUAACCGUUUUGACUGUAUCUAAGUAGUGUAGUGUAGUGCUGUAUUUUCACAGUAUACGUGGGAAGUCGAGCAGAAAUAUCACACGCAAAGUCUACGCGUUCACAAUUGGUUACUAGUUUAGUUAGCAUAACCUCCCUGUGUAAAAGCGCCGUAAUAACAAUAAUGGAGAAUUCGCGACCGGAAAAUUCGCGAACCUGAAAAUUCGCGAUCUAAGGUCUUGGACCCCGAGGUUUUUUUGACCCCCCAAAAUACUACUAAUUUACAUACAAAAUAACUACAAAAUACCCGCUGACGGUUUAUUAAAUCGCGGAUUUAACCCUUGGACCCCAAGACCCGCGAAUUUUCCAACAUUUACUGUAAUUAUAUAACAUAAUGUUAGAGCAUAACCGCACCUAUGUAGUACGUUCUUUAUUAUUAUUUUUUAUAAAAGUUUAAAUAAAGGUGUAAGGUUAAAA